Molecule: messenger RNA, 951 nt
Organism: Aplosporella prunicola CBS 121167
Lineage: Eukaryota; Fungi; Ascomycota; Dothideomycetes; Botryosphaeriales; Aplosporellaceae
Exons: 1
Coding region: 347-562 (71 amino acids)
Source: RefSeq, a predicted model, not a curated record
ACCAUCACCACCACAAGAACCCCAGCCUGGGACACCAUCAUCGCCGUCUACCUGAACGACUAUUUCGCUUACAUCAUGCGCUCCCGUCCUCUCUCUCACCCCUUUCGCGCUCCCGUCUCUCCGACAAGGACACCUGCUGCCGUGGCAUAACUAGGACAGCGCUGGCUUCGAGAAGAUCUCAUGCAACGAGACGGAUGGCUUAUGAUCCUGUUGUUCCCGCAACGGGUUGACCGACAUGCAAUCCCGUUUACGGGCUCAACACGAAUGAUUUGCGCAAGUGCAAGAAGCGGAAUCGGUCGAACAAUGCCUCGAAGAAUCAAGUCAAAGGUCGAGGGUCAACAACGUUAUGCCAGCCGACCGUGAAAGGUCAUCAUCGCCUCUGCCGCGGUAUGGCAACUUUGAUCGUUCUGUCGAUUCUCUCGACUACCUUUGUCGCAAGCGCCUCGAGGAUGAGCGUCCCAGGCGGAUUGAGAAGGUCAUGAGGAGCAUUCCCAACCAAUUGAGUAUUACUCGUCGGACUUCAGGUGUCCUACUAAGAUCUACGGGAAGACCUGGGUUCUAGUCAACGGUUAUCCGGAGGUCAACGUUCGUAUAAUUGCUAACCUUUGAUUUCUAAUCUUCACCAGUAUAUUAUGUUUUAACUUUCACAACCAGGGAGUGUAGACACUAGGUAGUUCUACUUCGCUACUAACAGCUGGGUCUCUCAUGGGAUUACAAUAGCCCUGUUCUUAGACUGUUAAUAGUCAAGAUGGCGUCCUUGUAGAUUAUGGUGCCCUUCCCGCAUCGCCUGGCGCUAUCUUAGAAGUACAGCUAUGGCUACCCUGGGGAUAUGGCGAACGAUCUCCACCGGAUAUGUCCGGUACGUUUGUCGGUUACAGAACUGUCACCACCUGGCGGACUCAUUGCCUCUUCACCCCCACUCGAUACGUGAGAAGUGAAAAUGAAAUUACA